This is a messenger RNA of Gossypium raimondii (Peruvian cotton), 1651 nucleotides long. RefSeq lists its product as uncharacterized. The transcript is spliced from 5 exons. Lineage: Eukaryota; Viridiplantae; Streptophyta; Magnoliopsida; Malvales; Malvaceae. The record is from RefSeq and is a predicted model, not a curated record. Bases 349 to 1431 code for a protein of 360 amino acids.
UCCGUCCUUUUUCUAUCUUUCUGGGUCUCACUUCAUUAUCUCAAAUCUUCUCUUUUUCUUGUUAAUUGCUUACCCUGAAUACUUUACAGCUCUUGAAAAAAAAUUUUCUCUUGCAAUGUUAUUGCUUCAUUGAUUUUAGAGGGGAAGGUAUGGUUUUAUUCAACAGAUCUUGUAUUGUGCUUUUCUCCACAUUCUAAUCAAUGUUCUUUUUAUGAAAAAAAACUGAUCUUGUUAUUGAGUUCUGAUUACUGGGUUGUUGAUACUGAAGCGGAAUCAAUAAAGAGAUACAAAUUUCCUCUCUUUUAAGCAAUUUUGAAAUCUGGGUUUUCUUCAAAAAGAGAAAAAAAUAUGGUUACAGUUAAUAUAGGGAUGCUUCAUUACAUUCUAGACCAUGUAUAUGGUGCAUUUGUGCAUAGAACAAAGAUAACCCCACCGUUCUUCUCAAGAGGGUGGGGUGGAACAAAGCUUGAGCUUUUGGAGAGAUUGAUAAGCCAGUUGUUCCCUGAAGUUGAAGGCCAAAACUGGCCUCCAAGCUUGAUUCAACCCAUUUGGAGAACUGUUUGGGAGACCCAAAAUGCUUGUUUGAGAGAAGGUGUGUUUAGGACCCCUUGUGAUGAGCAGUUGCUUAGUGCAUUGCCUCCUGAAAGUCAUAAUGCGAGGGUCGCUUUCCUUGUCCCAAAAGAUGUGCCACCUCAAAAGAUGGCAUGUGUGGUUCACCUAGCAGGCACAGGAGACCAUACAUUUGAACGGAGAUUGCGUCUUGGUGGACCAUUAUUGAAACAAAACAUUGCAACUAUGGUGCUUGAGAGCCCUUUCUAUGGUCAAAGGCGUCCUAUGCUGCAGCGUGGUGCAAAACUCUUGUGUGUCAGUGAUUUGCUUUUAUUAGGACGAGCAACCAUUGAAGAGGCUCGGAGCCUUUUAUACUGGUUAGACUCUGAGGCAGGGUUUGGCAAGAUGGGUGUGUGUGGACUUAGCAUGGGGGGAGUGCAUGCUGCAAUGGUUGGAUCACUGCACCCCACACCUGUUGCAACCCUUCCUUUUCUCUCCCCACAUUCUGCUGUUGUGGCAUUCUGUGAGGGUAUAUUGAAGCAUGCCACUGCAUGGGAGGCACUGAGAGAGGAUCUUGCAGCAAAAAAGGCUGCAAUGACUCUCGAGGAGGUGAGAGAACGAAUGCGAAAUGUACUGUCUCUCACAGAUGUCACACGCUUUCCAAUUCCCAAAAACCCUAAUGCCAUAAUAUUUGUUGCAGCAACUGAUGAUGGUUACAUACCAAAACACUCGGUGCUGGAGCUUCAAAAGGCUUGGCCUGGUUCAGAAGUGAGAUGGGUCACAGGUGGCCAUGUCUCGUCGUUUCUUCUACAUAACAAUGAGUUCCGAAAGGCAAUCGUUGACGGGCUUAACAGAUUAGAGUGGAAAGAAUCCUCCUUAUGACAGUGCAUCAGCCAGUCCCGGUGGUUAAAUGACUGUUUUUGUUGAUCACUUCAGAAAAAUGGGCUAAUAGCAACUGAAAUUUGAUGGCACCCCCUUAAAAUUGAAAAGAGAAGGGGGUAGUGCUUUGUGAAUACAUUAUUUCUUCUCUAAUGUGCUUAUAAAUUUAACUUACACUUACUUUAUAAAGUUAACUACACCGCAAGUUACUCGAUUUCUUUUA